This is a messenger RNA of Dermacentor silvarum, 2439 nucleotides long. RefSeq lists its product as uncharacterized. The record is from RefSeq and is a predicted model, not a curated record. The coding region runs from base 82 to 2439 and encodes 785 amino acids. Gene Ontology annotation, biological process: proton transmembrane transport. Gene Ontology annotation, cellular component: membrane. Lineage: Eukaryota; Metazoa; Arthropoda; Arachnida; Ixodida; Ixodidae. Gene Ontology annotation, molecular function: sodium:proton antiporter activity. The transcript has 18 exons.
CACGUGUGUCUCGAGGCCCCGCGCCCAGAAGAAGACGUGAGGUCCCGUUCGUGCUGCCGCUUUUGAUCGAAGCUCCGCGCCAUGGAUGAACUCCUGGAUCAAGUUUCGGAGCCUAUCAUCGAGUAUCACUCGACAGAUACUGAACAAGAUCAGGAAUCCGACUACAGAGUGGACUACCUGAAGUUCACCAUAUUUCUCCUGUUAGCAUGCUUCUUGAAGGCGUUCCAGCGGCCUCUGCGAGUGCCCUACCUGGGCUGGCUGUUCCUGCUGGCAACGCUUGCGCUGUGCCUGAUGUCGCUGACGGGCCCGCUGCGACGAAGCAGCGGCCUGGUCAUUAAAAUUGGCAUCCAGGCCAUCCGCGCUUUCCUGCCGGCCUUCGUGGUGCACACGACGCAGGGCAUCAACAACUACAUCUUCCGUCGGUGCCACGUCGAGAUCAUGGUCUUCUCCAUCGGAACAUUCAGUUUGACCAUCGUGAUGGCUUCAGUAUACGCGUUUCACAGGGUAUCCGACAUAACCUGGAGCGUGAGAGAGUGCGUUUUCUUCGGCCUCUUCAUGUGCUCCGUCGAGAGAGUGCCCUUGAGUAACGUCAUCUUUGAUGAAGGUCGCUAUCCUGUAGUCGCCACAAUGAUGCAGUCAGAGGCCCUAUUCAACGCAGGCAUGGCAUGGUCCGUCUUUGGUUUUCUUAGAGGAAACGCAUAUCAGUACUACGACGUCCUGCUGUUCCCGGUUCAAAACCAGCUGGUGGCGGCGAUCGUGGGCUGCAUCCUGGGCGCCGCCACGAUGCGUAUGCUGAAAAUGAUCUCAUACGGCACCGACUCGGUCAUCGUGGUGGUUAUGUGCGGCACCUACUUCACCUUUUUCGUGCUCGAGUCGGUCAGUAGCUCGGGCGUGACCGGCGUCAUCGUCUACACCAUGGUGGUCACUUCGGACCGACUCAUCUCCUGCUCCGAGCUCGAAAGCUCGCUCCAGUCGUACUGGGCGGUGUUAUUGGACUGGACUGCGACAAUGACCACUUUCAUCUGUGCGACGUUCACAGCCUACAUGCUUGUCUACUACUUCCGCACCUACGACUGGCCGGACAUAUUACUCAGCUACGUCGCCAAGAUGAGCAUGCGGUGCCUCGCGGUGUUGAUGCUAUACCCGGUCAUCGGUCACUUCGGCUACCGCAUCACUGCCAAGCAAGCAAUCGUGCUGGCCGGCAUGGGCCUCAAGGGCACCUACAUCGUCUCUCUUGCCACUCUCUACCACAUCACGUACCAGGACAUCCACACCGAGACCCUAACUAAGUCUUUUAUGUACGUCACCUCGGACAUGGUGCUCACGCAGUUCAUAAACGCCUCCCUCGUUCCGUUCCUGCUCAAGGUGCUCGGCAUCCUCGACGUGUCCGAGGUGGAGUGGCAUACGAUGAAGGACGCCGUAGCGUACCUGCAGGAAGCGGUGGACGUGGCGGCCCACGUGAGCCGCAAUAACCCGUACUUCCUGGUCGCGGACAAGAAGUGGGUCUUGCGCAACACUCGCAUCCGGAAUCCGCUCGACAUCAUGCAUAGAUACAAGAGCACCGACAAGGCCCACUGGCGCAGCUCCCGCAGGAGAUACCACGCCGAGAUCCUCGCGGUCGAGAACGUCCUCCGCAUAGAAUCGGUGAGCUACAGUCGGCAGCACAGACAAGGAGUAGUCCAAAAGCAGACCAUGAUGGCCCUUCUAGCGGCACUCCAGUAUCCAUACGACAAGAAAAUGUACCUGGACAUCGACAUCAUCAGCUCACUUGUCGAUAUUCCGCAAUGGAUUCUCUGGGUGAAGGACCGGCUGGGCGAGCCACUCCACGAGGAAACCGAGCUGGACGACGACUCAGUGUCUCAGUCGGAGAAAUUGAUCAAGCCGCUCAAUGAACGCCUCAUGGACCUGUUCGAGCACGACUGCUACGAGGUCAUCAUCACCAACACGACUCUGGCAUUCGUGCUGCUCCUGGUGGGACUUCUGCGCGCCGCCAUCUACAGCCACGUGCGAUUCUUCACAAUCGCCAUGAUGGUGGAGUUCAUCUACCAGGUGGCCUUCUUCGUCGAGGUCGUCACCAUGCUCCUUCUGAUACAAUGUGCGGAGCUGAUCCACAGGACCCUGGAUGCUGUCAUCUACUCGGCGUACGAAGCGGGUCAUGCCAUAGUCAUCGGCGAAGAGGAGGUCCAGAGGAACGUCUGGAAGUUCGUGGAGUCGGCAGACAUUGCCAUGGAGAUACGUGGCCGCGCCACGCUCAACCGACUGCUUGUCCUCCAGAAACUCGCGGAGAUGCAGUCUCGCUUCCCAGGAAUAAUGGUUUCGUUCCGGAGCCGCCAGGCAAGCACAACGAUACUUAACGACCUGAGCAAGCAAAUCAGCGAGAUGCAGCGUGACGGCGUUCUCGACUCUGAAGACUACGCGAGUCUGCGCUUGGGACCCUGA